UGGAGACGAGCUGCGCUCACUUCGCAACUGUUUAGUUUAAAAAUAGUAAAUGCAACGAACUUUUGUGUGUUUUACUGGCCCACUCUUGAUGACACAGUCUGGCAGUUGAUACAAUGAGUUUGCCAACCGACGGUCUACCCAUGGAAGUCACUCCGAGCCCCACACUAGCUGCCACGAGUCGCGGCGACCUGGAAAAGGUGCUGGCUAUGCUGGUCCUGGGCCUCGGCAGUCUUUUGUCCGGAUUGCUGCCCGCCUUUAUUUCGGAGCGGAAUCGUCGGCGCUUCCCGCUGACCACAUCCCUGCUCCUGUGCUUCGGCGCGGGCAUUCUGCUGGCCACCGCACUGGUUCACAUUCUGCCCGAGGUGCGCGAGCAAAUGAACUCGAAAUUCGCUGAGGUGGCCAUGUGCGGCGGGUUCUUCAUCAUCUAUUUUAUCGACGAAUUCAUACACUUCUUCUUUGGUGAGGCUAUUCAGCACACUCAUUCCCCGGCUGCAGAAACUCCGGAAACAGAGCCUACACGUCGUCCCACCAAUGGCAAUGGCUACGGCGCAGUGGACGAACGAGCGCCCCUUUUAUCAGCGGAGCCCAAUACGUCACAUGGCCAUUCGCGCCACCACAGCCACAGCGUUCAUGACCACGAUCACCCGGCCAGCGCAUCUGGCUGUGACGAAGCCAGCGUAGAGGACGCCAACGCCCGCAUCUGUCAUACCAGUCACACGGAACCGUGCGCCCAAUCCAUGACCGGUACUCUCGGCCUCUUUGUGGCUCUGUCCCUGCACUCUGCCAUAGAAGGACUCGCCAUCGGCGUCCAGAACUCAUCCACAAAGGUUCUAUUUCUUCUAGGGGCCGUCGCCUGCCACAAGUUCGUAAUGGGCUUUUGUCUGGGGCUCGAGUUCCGCUCGAAUCCGCAGACGAGUUUUCGCGCCCAGUUCGUCGGCAUUUCGGUAUUUGCCCUGGGAGCCGUCAUUGGCAUUGGUCUGGGCAUGCUUAUCGUGGAUGUGCCCGCCGCUUGGUCCAGCAAAACUCUGCCUAUCGUUCAAGCUCUGGCGGGAGGCACACUCUUCUACGUCACCGUCUGUGAGGUGAUACCGCGCGAGAAGGCGCGAUGGCACUCAAACUCCACGCGACGAUGGGCGGGAUUUGCACAGUUCGCAACUGUGCUCGCCGGCUUUGCCACCAUGUGCAUCAUAAACUUUUAUCUUUCUGAUGAGGAAUAGGAAGCUCUUCUUUAAGAAAACGUCCCAGCGCUGUGACAAAAUGUGCCGCUUUUAAACAUAGAAAACUUAGGAUAAUACUGUGGAUUGGCAGCUGUUAAUCUCUUGUGUAAGACUUCUUGCUUGUGCAUUUCCAACGAAUCUUGUUUUAGCUACAUUGUUGAUCUGCCGUACGAUAAGUAAAAAGUUCAGUCUCUUCGUCUA
Drosophila santomea is the source of this 1418-nucleotide messenger RNA. RefSeq names its product zinc transporter ZIP1 (gene Zip88E). Lineage: Eukaryota; Metazoa; Arthropoda; Insecta; Diptera; Drosophilidae. Gene Ontology annotation, cellular component: plasma membrane. The record is from RefSeq and is a predicted model, not a curated record. The coding region runs from base 114 to 1217 and encodes 367 amino acids. The transcript is spliced from 5 exons. Gene Ontology annotation, molecular function: zinc ion transmembrane transporter activity. Gene Ontology annotation, biological process: zinc ion transmembrane transport.